Messenger RNA from Sarcophilus harrisii (Tasmanian devil), 2500 nucleotides. It is a transcript of the gene BCCIP, whose product is annotated as BRCA2 and CDKN1A interacting protein. Gene Ontology annotation, cellular component: nucleus. The transcript is spliced from 7 exons. The coding region runs from base 75 to 1097 and encodes 340 amino acids. NCBI's taxonomy places the organism in Eukaryota, Metazoa, Chordata, Mammalia, Dasyuromorphia, Dasyuridae. The record is from RefSeq and is a predicted model, not a curated record.
CCUGACAGAGUCCAAAGCGCCCUAGACCCAGUCCUCCUCCGCCUUGACGCCAACAACGUCCCCCCGCCCCGCGCAUGAGCCGCCCCGGAAGCCGUCACCCGGAAGCAGUCGCGCAGCCGCAGUGGGAGCGGGGCAGCAUGGCGUCCCAGGCCAAGAAGCGCGCCCUGGGCAGCCGGCGCCCGCGGGCCCCGGGAGCUCGGGCCGGGCAGGGGCGCGCGGAGACUCCGGAGGACACCGACGAGAGCUGCGAAGAGAGCGGCGGCAGUGACGAGGAGGACGAGGAGGACGAGGAGGACGAGGAGGACGAGCUCGUCAACCAGGAGGUGAACGUGGAGUUUGAAGCUCAUUCUAUCUCCGGUAAUGACUUUGAUGGGAUAAAGAAAUUGCUGCAGCAGCUCUUCCUCAAGGCUGCCGUGAACGUCGGGGAGCUCACCAAUCUCCUAAUUCAGCAGAACCACAUCGGCAGCGUCAUCAAGCAAACAGAUGUUCCAGAAGAAAGCGAUGAGGAGGAUGCUGAAGAAGAGGAGAUUUUCGGUUUCAUAAGCCUCUUGAAUUUAACCGAAAGAAAGGGUACCGAAUGUGCCGAACAAAUUAAGGAGUUGAUUCUGAGCGUCUGUGAGAAGAACUGUGAGCAGAGUGUGGUCGAACAGUUGGAUAAGCUCUUAAAUGAUGCUACCAAGCCUGUGGGCUUUCUGCUGAGUGAGAGAUUCAUUAAUGUUCCACCCCAGAUCGCUCUGCCCAUGCACCAGCAGCUGCAGAAGGAGCUCACAGAGGCCCAGCAGGCCAACCAGCCUUGUGGGAAAUGCUACUACUAUCUCCUGAUCAGCAAGACAUUCCAAGAGGCCUCAAAUUCCAAGAAAAAGGGUAAUGUGCCCCGGAAAGAAGAGCUCAUGUUUGCCAACGCAGAGGAGGAGUUCUUCUAUGAGAAAGCCCUUCUGAAAUUCAGCUACUGCGUGCAGGAGGAGAGUGGCCUGGUGCUGGGGGGCAGCUGGUCUUUUGAUGACUCGCCCAUGAGGCCCCUGAGGACGGUCAUGGUGAUUCCGGCCAGCAGGAUGGGCUCGAUCAUGGAGGCACUCCGCGAGUACCUGUCUGUCUAGGGCAUGUCUGCUGCCCGCGAGGGGCUCGCUUCCUGAUGGACCCACCGGAGAUUGAAGGGUUUUGAGAACCCAUAUAUAACAGGUGCUGGUUGGUUCCGGCACCACGGCCUUAAUAUUUGGGUUUUACAAAUCCCUUUUUUUUCUUUUUGGUCAAAUGUACCCUGGGCUUGUGCAACAUUUAUUAAAAACUCAUUCCUUACUCCAAAAGAAACGACACACAGGCUAGGAAUUAAAAACCGAGCAACGACUGUUUAUUCAGGUUGCUUGAACGAUGUACAAAGCAUUUUAUUUGUACAAAAUUAUCUCGGCUGGCUGAUUUGUCUCGCCUCGUGUUAGGUCUCUGUACAUCCUUCAUGUUGACAAACCACUACAAUGGUUAAUGUUGGGUGUUUAUUGCACAUCCUGUAUAGUGUAGAAUUAAGGUUUCAGAGUCACUGAAUGACGCACCGCGGCUCGGCAGCAGCUUCCGGGCACUCUUCGCACAUUUUCUCUUUGCCUGGCUUCUGGUCCUUUUUCACCGUGGAGAUGGGCGCUAAGUGAUUGAUCACUUGCUGCAGAAUAUCCUUGCUCUCACUAGGAGGCAGAUUACUGAAGUAAUAUGGUGGCGCCAACUGCAUGAAUCUGUGGGAGCAAAGGAAGAAAGGCAGCGAUUUAAAGAAUUUUAAAGAAAAAACAGUGAAGUUUUUGGUAAGUGAUAAAUACCAAACUCUGCAGAACUCCAUAACUGAACCGGAGCUCACACAUUCCACCAGAUACAGAACCCCCAGAGCAGUUUGGCCGUGAGCCGAUGUCAGGUGCCCCAUGUGGGUUUGGAGGGCAAACGGACACUCCUUACUGAGCAUGCUGGGAAAGCCCGAGAUGGACCAUUUCCUUAAAGAUUCUUUAUCAGAAGUGUAUUGGAGGAUUUUUGGUGGCUGUGCCAUGAGAAGCGGCGCCCUUGGUUUCUCUGCAGUUUUUUAGGGCCAGCUAACGGCUUCCCUAAUGACAGCACAUUGAAAAGGGCCUGCUGCCUCAGGAACCCUUAUUCUCAGGGCUGGCUUUGGGGCAGAGGCUCUCGACCUUCUGAGAAGGUUUUAAAGUGCAAAGAUUAAACUUUGUUGGGUUACAAAGGAAACCACAGAUACUGAAACUGUUUAAAAAGUUUUCUUUUUUUAAGGAAUUAUGUUCAUAGACCUAGCUAAAGUAGCCCUGCUCUGGUGGGAUAGCGAUUGAAAAUACAAGGCAGAGUCUUUCAAACCUCUUUGGGAGGCCAGUGGCCUGCAGGGGGAGCCAUGACCAACAAAAUGGCUCCAUUUUCUUAAGGCUGCUUAUGCAUUUUGUUGUCAGUGGACUAUUUUUGAACAAAAGUUUUCAAAAUACUUUUAUUCCAAACACAUUAAUUAUUAAUAAAGUGUUACAUUAAU